This is a messenger RNA of Amoebophrya sp. A120, 2699 nucleotides long. The record is from the annotation of a GenBank genome assembly. NCBI's taxonomy places the organism in Eukaryota, Dinophyceae, Syndiniales, Amoebophryaceae.
GAUGAAGCGAGUUUCAUUUUCUCUCGCGAUCUAGUACUUCAUUAUCGUUUGCCAUUUCUGAGGCGAUCUGGAUCUUGAUCUGCAUACUGUAAGUAUUCUCAAGUUGUACAGAUCUAACUUUGCCAAGUAGCUCGGUCGGGAACUACUUUCACAGUCGAGGAUAUCGGUAUACUUUUGUGUCUUAUUCCUUUUUGAAUCUCGAGCCUCGAAGAACAGCAAGCCCAUGUCGUCAUCGCCGGCAAUUGUUGCAGAGUUGAUGUCACAUUUCUUAUUCUUGCCACUACAUUUCUUGAAGUGGCCGCGGCUGCGCUCCCUGCCCGCACAUCUCAUGGUCUGGACAAUGGGAACGACGCUUGCGGCGUUACUCUUCGUUUGCGGGGGCGAAAAUGUGCAGGAGGUGAAGGCCAACGAGGAGCAUGCGCUUGCGUUCCACCAAGGUGGUACGUCGAGAGGGCAUACGCUGGCAGAUGAAGAUCACAGCCCACUGGCGGCGCUGCAACGGCCCGGAGGCGAACAGUCCUCGCAGCUGCUUUCCGACCGCGUUCCUGCGCUCUCCAAAGGUAGUAGCGAGGAGCAGAACGAGGUGCGGACGCCGGAAGACGAUGUCGUGGCGCCAGCAUAUUUCGAGCACGAAACACUGCGACCACCGCUGUUCGAGGGCGCGCAGUUUGAUACAGCGGAAGAGUUUCUGCAGAGCAAUGCAGAAGUACAGUAUGCGUCUGAAGGGUGGUCGGCUACGCGGGUCGGGAACGAGGAGCAACAGGAACGCCGACAGACGAGAACUCCCUCUACCUCCCCCACCAACGAAAACGACAUCGAGGAUCUGGGUAGAGACUUUGUGGACCACAAGCAGCAGGAGUGGCUUCAGAUUGGAGGAUAUGCCGCAGCAAAAAAGAGAAGCAGAGCCGCGGAUGCCACUGCCAUGGGAGGGCCGAGUGAGGACCUACGACUUCCGAUGGAGCAGCAAAUUUUCCAGAUGCAGCAGGAGAUGGCAAUGCUCCGGGCGGAGAUGCAGCAGAAGAUUGCAAUGCUCGAGGCGAACGCCACUGCCUGCAUGAACAACGUGACCGACCUUGUGAGCGCGAGCACAGAUAUUCGCCACGCCGGGGCGGUCGUGGAGGAGGCUAGUGGACUGCUUUUGGCGCAGAUGUUUACUGUGUGGUGGGUGGAUUACACUGGCGCUGUGGUGUACCUCCUUUCCGGGUUCGCGGCUUUGCUCAUUGUCGUCGCACUGCCGGUUCGCUUGGUCUUUUUUCCCAGGGAAUACAGCCAACAAGAGGAAGUAGAAUCGGAGGGCGGCGGGGAUGUCACUCCGGAACCAGAGCAGGGGGCAACCGCCGUGGCAGAUGGUGACCAAGCAGACCUUGUUUCGGCCGACCGCCCGAAACCACCGCCGGCGAAGCCGGAGAAGUACUGGCUGCUUCCCUGGGAUUUCGCCAGGAAAGGAACUUUGUCAAGUGUAUGUCAGCGAGGGGACAGCACGGAGGGCAAGAUUUUCACCACAGGUCUAGUGAUAGCCGAAAUUUGUGCACUGCUCUCGCGCUACACACUGAUCGUGUACGAUCGCAGCUGUGCGGGCUUUGCUACCGUGGUGGAUCAAGAACUGGACAGUAUAGGCACCGAGCGAUCUAUCGAUCUGGCGCUUCGUGUGGUUUGGCUGAUCCUUCCGCCUCUCCUCAUGAUCAUCACGGCUGCGGUGCCGGGCAACAGUUUCAAGGUGAAGGGUCUGGACGCAGCUCCGACGACGACGGCAGGCAAUGCAGCAGGUCCGGGAGGUAGCGCCACCCGAAAUCGUGUGACGGCGAUCCACGAGGACGAUACUCGGAUAUGGUCGCAGGCACUGCAUCGAAGUGUUUUGGCCGCAGUUGGGCUGCGGUUAAUUUUUGAAACGCGGCAGUUGUUCCGCGAGCCUCUCGACGUCUCCGGCGUACUGUUUGGGGUGUCGGAUUCGUUGGACCUGGACGAGCAACACGACCUACAUUUUUGGGUGGAUCUUUCCGAUCAGCGAGUCGCGGCCCGAUGCGGCAGCGACGCUCAUCGGGCAGCCUGGGCGCAGGCCUAUCGCGGCUAUUACUUGGGCCGAGUGGUGUGGCUCUUUCUCGGGUGGGCCUUUUCACUACUAUUCCUUGCCCUAAGCCUUGCGUGCGCAUUGCAAUAUCGACACGCCGAGGACCGUUCAGCCAAAGACCGGGACCGUCUGCACGCUGCGGCCUAUCUCGAAGACGUUCGCUUGGUUCCGCAAUCGGCGAGCCUGAUUCUUCCGCGGCUCUCGUUUGCAGCCGAAAUUCUUGCCAUGCUCACUGUGCAAGCGCUACCCUUCUGGCCCGUUCUUCUGAAGGUAAUGCGGCAUGGGCAAGGUGCUACUUGGAACCCGCCACUGACACCCCUCGAUGUUUUGCUUAGAGUAUCGUUUGAGCACUUGUCGUGGAGGCAGAAUCUAUCACAAUGCGGGCAUUACUUUGAUACGGACAAGGACUGUGGCAACGAUAUGUUGACGGCACAGUUGUGGUUUUCACAACCUCCGGUUAGAUAGUGGCUAACUUCAAACUUCUGUGCAGGCCAUAUGAAAUUGCAACAACAGCUGCGCAGUGGAAACUGAGGAAGCUUUCGACUUUUUGUAAUUCACCUGAGAUCUACUACUACUUCAUGUUGUAGCACUGCGCAGAGUCACUUAACUUGAGGCGUGGAAAGAGAUGCGA